Messenger RNA from Ctenopharyngodon idella (grass carp), 2232 nucleotides. RefSeq names its product UEV and lactate/malate dehyrogenase domains (gene uevld). Gene Ontology annotation, molecular function: oxidoreductase activity, acting on the CH-OH group of donors, NAD or NADP as acceptor. The coding region runs from base 126 to 1541 and encodes 471 amino acids. Gene Ontology annotation, biological process: protein modification process; protein transport; carboxylic acid metabolic process. The transcript has 12 exons. Lineage: Eukaryota; Metazoa; Chordata; Actinopteri; Cypriniformes; Xenocyprididae. The record is from RefSeq and is a predicted model, not a curated record.
CUCGGCUUGCCGUACCAGACAGCAGUCAGCUGAAAUGUGUUUGCGGAAGUUUCACUUUAUUGCCUGGUUGAGAUUGAAGAGCUCGGGCUUUCUUCGGUUUUACCGCACAGUUUUAAACAGCGAUCAUGGAUUUAAGUUCGGAAUCUGUGAAGAAAGUUCUCUCUAAGUAUAAAUUUCGUGAUGUGGCUAUUGAAGAGCUACAGAAAGUGUCUCGCGUCUACGCUGACAUGGAAGUAAAAUCUGGAACAUACACAUUUAGUGACAGUCUACAGAAGGAUCUACUCAAACUGGUUGGAAACAUCCCAAUCAGAUAUCAAGGGCACUCAUAUAACCUGCCCAUCCUGCUUUGGCUCUUGGAUUCCUUUCCUUUCACACCUCCCAUCUGCUUCCUGAGACCCACGUCCAGCAUGGUCAUACGGGAGGGUAAACAUGUCGAUUCGAAGGGUAGAAUACACCUGCCGGGCCUGCACAACUGGGACCAUCCAAAGUCCUCUGUGAAUGGCCUUCUGGCAGAGAUGAUCGCUAAGUUUGAGGAGGAACCUCCACUGGGCACCAAAUCUUCAGCACAUGGUGACAAUCCCAACGAUCUACUGGCCUAUGUGUCGAAUCUCAAAGUUAAUGAAGGUGUAAAUCGGCCUGAUCAAGAGGUUAAAGUGUCUGUGAUUGGCGGGGGAGAUUUGGGAAUAGCUACCGUGUUGAGUAUUAUGGCAAAAAGCUCUGUUGACAAACUGGUUUUGAUUGACAUCCCUGAGAGUUCAACGAAAGGUGGCACAAUGGAUUUGGAGAUUUUCAGUUUACCAAAGGUCGAGGUGUCAAAAGACCUGUCGGCCUCAGCGGGCUCUAAAGUAGUGGUCGUCACAGCGAAUGCCUGGAGUGAUGAGCAGUCAUAUUUGAGUGUAGUUCAGACUAAUGUGGACAUGUACAGAGGAAUCAUCCCUCAUCUCGCCCAGCUGAGUCCAAAAGCUGUGCUGCUCAUCGCCUCUCAACCAGUGGACAUUAUGACACAUGUUGCCUGGAGACAAAGUAAUCUUCUGCCCACUCAAGUGAUCGGUGUGGGGUGUAAUCUGGACUCAGAGAGACUGUCUCACAUCAUCAACAUUUCACUGGUGGCAAAUAACACAGGCAAGCAGGCCUGGGUCAUUGGAGAACUCUCAGAGAACAAGGUGGCAGUGUGGGGUAACAUGGGGCCGGGAACUGACCAACUACAAGCGUUAUCCCCAGUGUCCAACUCCACCAAACCCUUGAUGGACAGGGCAUUAGAGAUGCUCAAGGGCAGAGGUCAGAGGUCAUGGUCAGUUGGGUUAUCCAUUGCUGGCAUCACUCACAGCAUCGUAACAGACCAAAGGAAAAUACACUCUGUCACAACACUGGCUGAGGGUUGGGGUGGAAUCGGUUCCAAAGUGUUCCUCAGCUUGCCAUGCAUCCUCGGGGAAUGUGGCUCUACCAGAUUACCAGGUGUGGCUUUAGGUUCAGAAGAUGAAAUGAAGCUGAGGGAGAGCGUGGCAUGUCAGGUCAACCUCUUCAUGCAGCUGAGAAUGUAAUACAAGGAACUGGAUAAAACUGCAUCACCUCCACCAGCGGUAUAUUUUCUCUGCAGUCUCUGCUACAACCGAAGCUUUGAGACACACAUUCGGACUUUCAGAACAUUUAUGAAUGCAGGGCUAUUCAAAGAAAAUUCUAAUAGAAGGUGAAGAUGCAGUUUAGUCCUUCCUGUGACGGUUGCUUAUUUUAUAUUCUCACAGCAGCCACUGUGAAGUGGAAGUCUUACAUCUGAAGGCAAUAGCACUAACGCACUUAUGCUGGCUUCCGGUGAAUUAUUAUGCAAAAUAUUACUGCACUUCAAUAUUGUUUACAAUACACACUAUGUAGAUGCAAUCCUUUUUGUCAUAAAACUUACUGAUUGUGCUUACCUGUGCAAAUAAUGGACAAUGGUGCCUUUAUGAAAGACUACAAUAUGGUAGAUGGUUAAAUUAUGGUUGAAUGGUAAAAUGAAUGGCUUCAAGUGCUUGUUAAAUGCUAUUACCAAUCAGGCAAAUCUGUCAUGUAGGUUUGCUUAAAUUAAUUAAAGGGCGUGGGUUCCUAAUGUGCGUUUCUGCAAGUGAAUGUACAUUUUAAUUUCUAAAGAAAUAGAUCCUGGUAUAUUUUAUCACAUUGUGCUUGUCAUAUACCUCUGAAUGUGAAAUCAGAAUUGAAGAUAGCAAUAAUGUAAAUAAAACACUCCACUUUACCAUC